GUCCAUCCCUGAGCAAGGAGAGGGGCGGAGACACAGCUCAGAGCCUGAAACAAGCAGGUCUGUAAAAGGGCCCAGGAGGCCACCGGGCCCCUGGAGAGACCCCUCCACCAGGAGGAGCCAAGCAGCUCAUGGACCUUUCCAGACAGAGGUGCAGACUCUGGAAGGAACUAGUCCUUGUGGCCAGCCUGCUAGCCUUGGGGAUCUGCCAGGCCUCUGGCCAAAUCGACAUCAACCCAGACUCACUGAUAGGAGUGGAAACAUACCGGACCCGCCUGGUCCUUGAAAACGGCCCUGAAGAUGCCCAGGCCUAUAGCUGGCACCGCGGCGCAAAUGACACUGAGGAAAACAUGAUUGUCAGCUACAACGUCACCUCUGAUUCCCAGCAGAACGGGCCCAUGUUCACCGGCCGGGAAAGUGUGCUGAAGACGGGUGACCUGCACAUCAGGGGGUCUCAGUUAAAUGACACAGGGAACUACACAGUGCGGGUGGACGCCAUCAAUGGGACCCAGAGAGCAACUGGCUGGCUCAAGAUUCAAGAAUUGGAAAUCCCUGGGAUCUCAGUCAACGCCACUUCUGUGGUCGAGGACAUAGAUUCCGUGGCUGCCAUCUGCUACACCAAUGACACCAACGUCAUGUGGUAUGUGAAUUCUGCACCAGUGUCCAGCAAUAACCGGAUGACAAUCUCCCCAGACACCAAGACACUCAUUAUCCAAAGGAUUGAACGCUUUGAUUCACCACUUCAGUGUAGCAUAGAAAUCAUCCCGGAGAUUUUUGGGAGAAGUGAGCUGAUCCAGCUGACGGUAGCCUAUGGGCCCUACGGCAUGACCCUCACCAGCAUGCCCAACCACCUCAGCGGCGUCGUGUCUGCCGAGAUCGGCACCCCGGUGGAGAUGAAGUGCACAGCCUAUUCCAGACCGGAAUCCCAGUACCGCUGGUUCCACAACGGCUCCCUGCUGAGCUUCUCAGGGGAAAACAUUAGCCUCCCAAGCCUGACCUGGGACCAGAUGGGCAGCUACAGAUGCGUCGUGGGGAACUCCGUCACCCAGCUGACCUUCUACCAGAGACUCCAGGUCCAGGUGCCCUGGCGCCCCAAGCCUGCUCAGAAAAGAGUCUUCACCGUCUCAGGAUCCUAUGUGGUGGUGCUUAUCGUAGUGACAGUCCUGGGCGGUGUCGUCUUUUGUGCAACCCUGAUCUACAUUCUGUUCAAACACUACUCCACCAGGUACCUGUUGCCCUGGGCCCAGGGUGGGACACUGGCUGGGAACUGGGACUCCACAGCCGGCCCAGCCUUGAGAGGGGGAGGCGGAGCCAGAGUGAAAAGGCACAAGCCCGGAAGUGGGUUGUCAGGGAUCAUCUGGGCAGACAGGUAGGUCUCAAGGACCCAAAGUCCCAGGAGAGAGGGAGGGUCUGGAAUCAGCCUUGUCUCUCCACAGCAGUGGGGUUUCAUCCAGGGACUUCUUUUCAGCCCAGUUUCUGUGAGUUUACAGUGUUAGUUAUUGAAGGUCCACCCAGAAGGGCAGGUGUGAGAAUGACCUGCGGGGAGCAUGUCAAACCUACAGCAUGUGUCUGGUUCACGGUAGUCAUGAGUUCCCAAGUGGAGCUGGGAAAGAGGUAGCAGAGAUCAAUGGUGCAGGGGGAAAAUGAUUCAAUCUGGGUGUAAAUCCCAGGUCUGCCUACACCCGUCUGGGUGACCUUGAGCAAGUCGCUCCUCCCCUCACAUCCUCCUGGCCCCACUUGGGGGACGUGAAGAGUGACACCUGCCCUGGAGGGUGAUGUGGAGGGUGACACACACUGUGGAGGAGGAAAGGAUUAGCAGUAGUUACGGGCACAGAGUAGAUAAGUUAUUCAACCUCAGCAUUAGGAACGUUUGGAGUCAGAUAAUUAUUUUUUUUUCUCAUUUCUUUUCCUGGGGUUGAUUUCUACUUUCAUGUCAUUGUGGUCAGAGAAGAUGCCUGACAUAGUUUCUACACUCUUUAAUUUGUUUACUUAGUUUUGCCCCAAUCCAAUCCUGUGGUCAAUUCUAGAGAGUGUUCCAUGUGCACUUCAAAAGAAUGUACAUUCUGUUGUGCUUUUUUUUUUUUUAGAUGUAAUGUCCUGAAAAUAUCAAUUAAGUCUAACUGUCCUAUUGUGUCAUUUAGGGUCUCUGUUACCUUACUGAUUUUCUGUCUAGAAGAUCUGUCCAUUUAUGUGAAUGGAGUACAUUUUUUUUUGUUUUUUGCUUUGAUUUUUAGGGCCACACCUGUGGCAUACGUUAGUUCCUCAGGCUAGGGGUUGAAUCGGAACUGCAGCUGCCAGCCUACACCACAGCCACAGCAAUUUGGGAUCUGAGCCAUGUCUGUGACCUACACCACAGCUCACAGCAAUGCCGGAUCCCUGACCCACUGAGCAAAGCCAGGGAUCAAACCCACAUCCUCAUGAAUACUAGUUGGGUUCAUUACCACUGAGCCACAAUGGGAACUCCCGGUCACCUCUUUUCUACAUCCUGGAAGCAGCCCCCUGGCCAGGCAUAACCCCUCCUCACAACCAGGAGUCAACCUGACAUCUCCACUCUUCCGUUCCCCUCAGAGGUGCCACGUUCUCUGCUGCCUGAGGUCUCCCUUCUGGCAUGAGAGCAGGGGGCUGGGAGUCAGAGGGGCUAAGUUUAGGAUAUUGGUGUCUGUCACUGUCUUGUUGUGUGACUUUGGGCAAGUGCCACCACCUCUCUGAACUCAUGUUUCUUCAUCCACAAAGUGAGGUUAAAGUAUUCACCUGGAGUAACUGUUGGGAGGAUUCAGGAUAAUUUUUAUAAAUCAUCUAUAACAGUGACUGGCACAUAACAGGUGUAAAAUUAAUUUUCAUCAUCAUCAUCAUUAGCAGUAAUAGGCUAGGUAGUGCCCACUCCUUCCCCAGGUACACCCAGCCGCUUCCCUCCCCCAUCCUCUGCCCCAUGGUAUCUCCCUCCAGUGACCUUAAGACCUCAGAAAUAUUAAAAGUGUGGGGAGUGUUAGGGACUCUUGAUGUAGUGGUUAAGCCCAUAGAUGCAUCACCUCCCUUAGAGGAAUAUGGGUGUGGGAAGAAGAAGCUGAGUCCUUAUCUACUGAGGACUCUCCUGUUUCUCAUGGUUUCCUCUGGAUCCCAAAUCUGAUUUCCUCUCUAAUUUCUCCCUGCAGGACAAAUAGGCUUAUAUGACGGUCCCCCUCUGACCUGGAGGACCAGGUGGGCAAGGAGGUGAGGGGGGAAUGAGAGUCCCUAUAGGGGCAGGCUAGGCUGGAAGGGGCCGCCCAGGGUCUGGCCAAAGUGGACAGUCAGGAGAGGGAUGCCACCAGUCACAGUGAAGUUAGGAGGUGGAGGUUCCUGAAGAAAGUCUACAGACCCCGCCUACAGCCUGGGGGUGGGACAUCAUGGGCACAUGGCCAUUGGCCACUCCAUCUGCCAAUCAGAUCUAGGCAAUGGGAAUGCAGGCUGGGGAGGGACGCACAGAACUCAGUGCUCUAAUUCCAACGUCUCUUCCCCGCCAGGGGAUAGGAUUCCAACUUCUCCACUUCCUUAACCUCACCCCAUGGGACCAUGAGAGAUGCUGCAAAGAUGCCCCGUCUCAGCAUUGCCAGUGACAGAGAACCAGAACAAACUAUGCAGGCCCUACAACCUGGAAUUGCUUAAAGGGGGCACAGCACAAGCUAAGCAAUACUCAUUAACAGAGGCGGACACACUAUUUCUAUCUCUAAACCUGCAUCUCCUUAAAAAUAUCGAAUCACUCUGAUGUACACCUGAAACUAUAUUGUGAGUAAACUCUACUUCAGUAAAAAUAAGUGAACCUGUGUCUUGCUAUCUUACAAUUUUAAUUAGGUAUGGCUGUUGAAUUUUAUCCAAAUCCUCUAUUUUAUUAAAAAUUUUUUAAAUUUU
Molecule: messenger RNA, 3882 nt
Organism: Sus scrofa (pig)
Lineage: Eukaryota; Metazoa; Chordata; Mammalia; Artiodactyla; Suidae
Source: RefSeq, a predicted model, not a curated record